AUGGUGAACGUGGUACUAGCCGAUGUUAGUGCUUUGAGUCGCCUGGCGAGGACUCGCUCUGAUGCUCGCACCGCAGAGCCCACCCCCGGUCCCGGGCGCCAGCGCGCCAGCGGACGCGCCAAGUCUCGAAGUCUAGGCAGUACCUGUGGUGCCUCAUCAGUGGCCAGCGGGGGCGUGCAACCGGCCGCGCUGUACGACCCGGCAGAGCUAUGUGCCCCGACGGGCCACGAGGACCCACACGUGCAGACCGGCUGCGCCAUGCACAUGGUGCCCAACCUGGGGCGCGUCUCGUACAUCUGGCACCAGUCUUCGUCGAACGCUGAGAUACCAGCGGCAAGCAGCUCACGCUCGCAGCGGUUCCCCUCCUCAGUCAGCUUCGAGGCGAUGCAGAUUGCAGAGCUCGGAGUCGGAUCGGGCCGGCGGCACAUGAAACACUUCGAAGACACUGCCAGUUACGAUCCGCGCCGCCUGGUCCUUCCCCCAGAACCCAUGGUUGCCGACGAAGGCCACGAUCUCGAGUGGCCAGCUGAGCGCCAGCCGGAGCAGUUGGCCCAAAAAGUCAGCCCAAUCGAGAUUUCGGCGGGAAAGCCGACCCGAGGUGUCCUGUUCAAUUCGUCGAGGCCACUCUUCUUGCCCCCUGACGGCUUGGAUCAGACCGGCGGCUCAGACGAACAAACCGUGAUGGCCACAUCGGGGAAACGCACUGUGAAAUCAAAGAUGAUGUCCCUGCUCGGCGGAUGGCACGAACGCGUCCCUCAGGACUCCACUAGCUCUAGAACCACGCCGUCUGACCAGCCUUCACCUUGCCUGUUGUCAGUGCCAUCGGAACGACCCGUUGUUCUCGAACCAAGACGAGUCAACUUCGAUGUCGCUAUUGCAGAUGCCGCCACUCUACCACGCUCUGACGGGACAAACGAAGCAGCAAACGUGGCUGAGCUGCAGGGCCGUUCCUCGCCAGCACAAGAAGCUUGUGGCCGGGAUCGGACGACCAAUGGCGCUAACGAACUUCAGCCAAACGAUCCCGGAGGAGCCGCAGCGUCGGCAAGCGCUGCCGCAACCUCUAUGGAAACUAGCUCUUUGGAGGCUGAAAAGAGGGCCAUAGUUUCGGAUUCCCAGCCGAUAAUGGGUCGACGAGAAACACAGCCUUUCGUCCGCCCUCAGGCGUCGACGAUGUGGACGGUCCGGCGUUCCGGUGCCUUCCUUUUUUCGCCGACCAGAGUGGUAACUCGAGACAGUGCCCAACAGACGGACCAAUAAGCGCUCCUCUAUAUUAGCGCGCGAACAAUGGCAUAAUGUACCCAGAUAGCACUUGCAUAA
Molecule: messenger RNA, 1317 nt
Organism: Dermacentor silvarum
Lineage: Eukaryota; Metazoa; Arthropoda; Arachnida; Ixodida; Ixodidae
Exons: 3
Coding region: 1-1257 (418 amino acids)
Source: RefSeq, a predicted model, not a curated record